Molecule: messenger RNA, 2347 nt
Organism: Ceratitis capitata (Mediterranean fruit fly)
Lineage: Eukaryota; Metazoa; Arthropoda; Insecta; Diptera; Tephritidae
Gene: dgt6
Product: HAUS augmin-like complex subunit 6
Exons: 4
Coding region: 171-2327 (718 amino acids)
Biological process (GO): spindle assembly
Cellular component (GO): mitotic spindle microtubule; HAUS complex
Molecular function (GO): microtubule binding
Source: RefSeq, a predicted model, not a curated record
CUCGAUCCCAAUUUGAAUCAAAUUGAUCAAAUGAAUUCGGUUCUAAUUUUGUGCGAAUUGGAAAAACAAUAGCCAAUUUAUUAUUGAAUUAAACGGAAUACUGCUAUAGAUGCAUCCAAUUUUAUAUUAUGUGUUGCAAGUUUAAGGUGUAGAACAACCUAAUUAUUAGCAUGGAUCGCACAAUUAUUGCCGUGCAGCGUGCGGAAGAACGAGACCUUAGUGAAAAAUUGUACAAAAAACUGCGCGGGUUGGCCCUAUUACAUCCCCAGACGGAUGAGAUGCGGAAAUGUUUAAACGAGGAAAUGUUCAUCAAACCCAAUGUUCAAGCAUUCUUUCAUGUAAUGCAUUAUCUGUUUUGCUUGUUAGAUCCAGUUGAGUUUAAAAAACGUUUCUAUUGGCCAAUCACAGAUAAAAGGUCCGAAGCAAAUUUUCGUACAAGUACCGUGGAAUACUUAAAAUAUAUAAAUGAAAAACAUAAAUUGCACUGGGGUGACAUAAAGUCCUAUUUGGUGGUAAUGCCCGGUGGUAAGAAGUUCAUUUUAUUCCUUUUGGAACUGGUAGCUUUUGUUGUGCAGGAACAGAUACGUCAUCGAGAAAAAUUGUUAGGUGCUGAAGUGGAGGCUGGUCAUGCGGCUGAAUUAAAUCUAAAGCGUAUGCGAAAGCAAAAUGUAUUCUUCAAAAUUUAUGCUUCGGCUUAUAUAAAUAAUGUUGAUGAACAAAUUGUGCAAUUACGAGAUAAAACACGACAGUUAAAUAAUAUAUUUGAGUCUUUGGCUAAAGAAACCGGCAGGUACAAAACGGAGAUUUACACUGAUACAUUUAUUGCCUCAUUUGAAAAAUCCAACCGUGAAUUGUUCGAAGAAAAGUAUGCGAAAGGAACUGUUAUGGUGCGCAAGUUGGAAGAACCACUUGUUACAUUAAAGGAAGUGAUAGACAAAUUCCAAUUGAAAGAAGCGGAAAUGAAAUACGAUAAAGGCCGCGUGAGGCAAGCUUUACAAAAAAUUUUCGAUGUGUUACCAGCUGAAAAUACAGCAAACUCAGAUGUAUUUGUACAUCCUACUGUAAAUCCUAUGGAUGACAUCCAUUUGAAUGAGCUCAUAAUUGCGUUUAACCAAAUUCAACCGUUAUUAGAAAACGCUUUUAUUGAUGUUGAGCAGACGAGAAAUUGCGGAGAGCUUGCUGCAGCAGAGUUGUCGGCGCUUAAAAAUGAAUUUCAUCGUAUAGAAUCACAAAUUACCAAUUUGCAAUUAUCUUUAAAUAGUCAGAUGAAAAAACGUACUAACAAUAAUAAGCAUACACCAGGAAAUAUGAAUGAAGAUUGUAAUUCCUUAAUGUUAAAAUAUGUAUGCACACCACCAAUUAAAUUUGAAACAAUUAACGCUGGUCGUAUGGAUAAUAUACGUCUGCCACUAUUUGCUGAUAUGCAAACGAAAACUGCGUCCGAUCCUUUCUGUGCAAAUAUUUCAGUUUUACCUCGUUCCGCACGAAAAGUAACUGUAAAAGACUCUUCGAUCGACAUGAAUAAUACUAAUAACAAAUCGCGCAUUAUUGAUUCCACACAACUCUUACGUACUAUUCAUAAGAGCGCUGCGCGUGCGCAACGAAAAAAUUCUCAAAAUUUGUCAACUACAUCUGCAGCCUUAUUAAGUACCAGCUGGCGAGAACGCCAGAAUCUCUUCCAUUUCGAUAUGGAAUCCGAACCUGUGGUGUCAACUGAAAACACAAUUAAAACGAUCAGCAAUGUUGGUGAUGCAAAUAAAAGCAUUAAUCGAACAGCAGAUAAUAAUCAAAUGAAUGGGCUUAGUCAUAUCAGCACUUCCCCCUAUACUCCCUUCAAUUCUAACGAACGAACACGUAUCCCACGUACACAUUUACUGGAUGCGAUAAACAGCAGCAGUGGCAGCGGUGGCUCAAAAACGAAAGUUUUUUACUCAAGGCGACUAUCGGCAGUGCAGAAGGUCCAAGGCGAUUCUUUAAAUAUAGCGAAUAUGAGCACGAGUCCCUCUGGGCGACUCGAUGCACUAGUGCCGACAACAAAUGAAUACGUCGAUACGCCACGACUCAAAUUGAACGACAUCACAAUGCAGGAAAAUGCAAUUUUUAUAGAUAAAUCUGAUGAGCGUGUGACGACAGUACAGGUUUUGGAGUUGUCUUCCAGAUGUGUAUUAGUGAGUAAAGAUGAGCAAAAAAUUACAUUGAAUGGCGAAAAUGAUCAAAAUGUUGGUAACACACCGAAGAAUCAGCAAAUGCCAAUACAAAUAAUUACCGAUAAUGAUGAUGAUUUAUUCAAUAUUAGCGAUACUGUGCUAAAGGACAUUACAAUGUAAUCAAAUAUCUCACAUCUCAC